Microdochium trichocladiopsis is the source of this 480-nucleotide messenger RNA. RefSeq lists its product as uncharacterized. NCBI's taxonomy places the organism in Eukaryota, Fungi, Ascomycota, Sordariomycetes, Xylariales, Microdochiaceae. The transcript is spliced from 4 exons. The record is from RefSeq and is a predicted model, not a curated record. Bases 1 to 480 code for a protein of 159 amino acids.
AUGGCGAUGACGCUCAACACAUCUCUGCAGAACCUGACAUGGGCCACUCUGGACUUUCAGCGCAACUGUACCUUGGCCGAGCAAUACAUAGACCUCAAGUACGAAGAACACCGGAGCGACAGCAGCUGGACGCCACCAGAGAAGGAGCAGUACGACUAUUUUAUGGCCUGGCUUCCAGUGGACAUCGAACCUGAUAGCACGCCCUUUAUAGUCUUCCAGCAAUGGGCACACACAUCAAACAUGAGUUUCCAAGACGGUAUCGAAGUUCCACUGCGUAGGCAAUGCCUGAGCGACUACUGCAAAGGCCUCAAAUGGAGGCCCGACCCUGACUUGUGGGGUAUUGGCUGUCUGUCGUUGGCUGCCAUGAUCUUCAUUAUACUCAGAGCAGCGUACAUCAUCCUCGGAACCUUCCACAAGUCCCUGGUCGAUGUGGCAAACUCAUUGAAGCUUUUCAAGCGAGAUCAGAUCGUACAGCAUUAG